AUGGAGAUGCUUCCGGAGCCGGCGUUGAGCGCCGGCCAUGUCAGCCGGACGACAUACGGCGGCAACCGGGCCUUCCACAACUUUGCGAACGACUACUCGCACAUUUCGGACCCCAACCUGCGGCGGCGCCUGGCGCUGUCCGAGAUCGACAAGGUGCCGUUUGGGCUAUACCGUACGUUCUCGGUCUUUGCCUUGAUGUUCUUGCUCUUGUUUUCUGUCUCCCAGGCGUCACCUACUCCGCUGACAGCCCCAGACGUGCGCGCCGUCGCCGUCGCCGGCGUCGGCUUCUUCCUCGACUCGUACGACAUCUUUGCCAUCAGCAUGGUGACCAGUCUGCUGGGCAUCGUCUUCUGGGGCGCAGCGGCCGAGCCGGCAGCAGCAGCCGAGGUGGCGGCGGCGUACGGCUACCGCGGCGGCGGCGGCCAGCUGCCGGACAGCGUCAACCAGGCGCUCAAGGCGUCGACCAGCGCCGGCAUCAUCCUCGGUCAGCUCGUCUUCGGCUGGCUGGCCGACGUGUCGGGACGGCGACGGAUGUACGGCAUCGAGCUGGCCAUCAUCGUGCUGUCGACGCUCAACUGCGCGCUGGCCAGCCCGAGCCCGUCCAUCAGCUCGACCGGCCUGCUGGUGUUCUGGCGCGUCCUGAUGGGCAUCGGCAUCGGCGGCGACUAUCCGCUGUCGUCCGUGAUCACGGCCGAAUUUGCGCCCACGCGCUGGAGAGGCGCUAUGGUGGCAGCUGUCUUCUCAAUGCAAGGGUUCGGCAAUUUGCUCAGCGCCAUCGUCGCCCUCAUCGUUACCGAGGCCUUCCGUUCCGAGUUUAUCGUCGCCGCCAGUGCCGGCAGCUGCGAAGGAAGCUGCCGCGUCGCAGCAGACCGGUCGUGGCGCAUCAUCAUUGGCUUCGGCGCGCUACCGGCCUGCUUCGCCCUCUACUACCGCAUCACGAUCCCGGAGACGCCCCGAUACACGUUUGACGUCGCGCACGACAUUGAAAAGGCCGAUGCCGACAUCCGCGCCUACAUGGCCAGCAGGCCGGAGGGCGUGGUCGAUCCGGUCGUGCAGGCGCGGCUCAAAAGCGUGGCUGGACCGUCCAUGUCAGUCCCGACGGCUUCCUGGACCGAUGCCACGUGCUAUUUUGGCCGUUGGAAGAAUCUCCAGACGCUGCUGGGCACCACGCUGUCGUGGUUCUUCCUCGACCUGGCCUACUACGGCCUGGCCCUCAACAACGCGGUCAUCCUCGAAGCGAUCGGGUACUCGAGCGGGCAGACCCUCUACCACGUGCUGCGAAACAAUGCCAUCGGGACCAUCAUCCUCGCCUGUGCUGGCAGCUUGCCGGGCUACUGGGCGGCCGUGCUCACGAUCGACACCGUCGGACGCAAGCCGCUGCAGGUGCUGGGCUUCUUCAUCCUGACCAUCCUCUUCUGCGUGCUCGGUUUUGCCUUCCACCGGCUGAGCGAGGCGUCCAUGCUGACCCUCUACAUCGUCGCCCAGUUCUUCUUCAACUGGGGGCCCAACACGACCACCUUUGUCGUCCCCGGCGAGUGCUUCCCUACGCGUUAUCGCUCUACCGGCCACGGCAUCUCGGCCGCCAUGGGCAAGCUGGGCGCCAUCCUGGCCCAGCUCAUCAGCAUCCCCAUUCUCAGCAGGGACUCGCCGCCCCAUUGCAGCACCGGCUCCAUCGCCUGCUCGCCCUGGCUCAACCGCCUGAUGCAGCUCUUUGCCCUCUUCAUGCUGUGUGGCACCGUCGUCUCGCUGCUCUUCGUGCCCGAGACUAAGGGCGUCACUCUCGAGGAACUGGCCGGCGAACCCCCUACCUCAUACAAUGCCGGCAGCAACGGCAGUGUCGUCGGCGUUCCCUCUUCCACUACCGGCCGCUUCAGCUGUCUCAAGUGGAAUCCUUUCGCCGGCGGCCAGCCUGCCGGCUUCCACUAUCCACGAAUGGAUGAUCUCAGAAAUGGCAUUGGCCGCCAGCGCAGUCGUUUCCACCUCCGCCAUCGCUACCGUCGCAACAAUGGCAGCGCCUACGAUGAGGACCGGGAAGAUGUGCCGCGCAUCGGGAUCAUGACCAGCCCCGAGAUCGUUGCCCGGGAUGCCGCUGCCCGUCGUGGCAGCCGCUGGCGAGCACUCAGCACCCGAACCUCGUCCACGGUGCAGAGCUGCCACAUGGGAAGCGGCAGUGGUGGGCUACCGUCCUCUCCAACGCUGCAACCACUGUCGGUACCGGCAGCCACAGCGGCCGUCUUUCCUGGCUGGGGCGCAGGCUGGGGGCGUAUUGACCGAGGUGGACAUGCCACUACGCUGGACGAGAUCCGGCUUCAGGACGUCGGCAGCCUGCUGAGAUAG
Molecule: messenger RNA, 2337 nt
Organism: Grosmannia clavigera kw1407
Lineage: Eukaryota; Fungi; Ascomycota; Sordariomycetes; Ophiostomatales; Ophiostomataceae
Product: phosphate/H+ symporter
Exons: 4
Coding region: 1-2337 (778 amino acids)
Biological process (GO): transmembrane transport; phosphate ion transport
Cellular component (GO): membrane
Molecular function (GO): phosphate transmembrane transporter activity
Source: RefSeq, a predicted model, not a curated record